ACCUCCCCCAAGAAGAAGAGUGACACGCCAUUCAAUUUCUGUCUGCCUCCCUGGCCCGUGGCUGAUAGACGCAGGAAGGAGCCUUAAGUAUUUUCUGACGGAACUGUAACAAUACCGAAUACGUGGACAUCUGGUUGUAUUUUAGUUGCACCAGUAAAAGUAAAGUUGUAAUCUAUCAAGAUGGGGAUACGGAAAAAGACCAAUAAGAACCCGCCGGUGCUGAGCCAUGAGUUUAUCAUCCAGAACCAUGCAGAUAUUGUUUCUUGUGUUGCUAUGGUUUUCCUUCUCGGACUGAUGUUUGAGGUGACUUCGAAGGUUGCAGUCCUUUUCAUAACUGUCCAAUACAACGUCACUAUCUCAGCAAAUGAGGGUCCUGAUGAGACUGCUGUGAAUCACUUUCACCAUGGCCUCAAGGACCUAGCCACUGUGUUCUUCUAUAUGCUGGUUGCCAUCAUCAUGCAUGCCAUCAUCCAGGAAUAUGUCCUGGAUAAGAUCAACAGGAAGAUGCAUUUCUCGAAGACGAAGCACAGCAAGUUUAACGAGUCAGGCCAGCUCAGUGCCUUCUACCUGUUCUCCUUUGGCUGGGGGACCAGCAUCCUGCUCUCAGAGAACUUCCUGUCCAAUCCUGUCACACUGUGGGAGGGAUACCCUCACACCCUAAUGCCGUUCCAGAUGAAGUUUUACUUCAUUUGUCAGUUGGGCUAUUGGCUUCACGCUCUCCCUGAACUGUAUUUCCAAAAGACUAAGAAGGAGGACAUUCCACGCCAGCUCGUCUACAUCUCUCUCUACCUGGUCCAUAUUGUGGGAGCGUACGUCCUGAAUCUCAACCGGCUGGGUCUGAUCCUGCUGGUGCUGCACUACUUUGUGGAGCUGCUCUUCCAUGUCUCCCGCCUGGUCUACUUCAGCAACGAGAACAGACAGACAGGGUUCACCAUAUGGGCCUUUCUGUUUGUCCUUGGGCGACUGCUCACCCUGUCCCUGUCUGUCCUCACCGUGGGCUUUGGCCUUGCCAAUGCGGAGCAUCAGGGUCUGGAUCUGGCUGCAGGGAACUUCAACGUGCUUUUUGUCCGGAUCACUGUUUUGGCCGCCAUCUGCAUCACUCAGGCGUUCAUGAUGUGGAAAUUCAUCAACUACCAGCUGCGCCGGUGGAGAGAGCAUGGCCAGGCCCAGGCGCUGAAGAAGAAACCUGCCGCGCCUAAGAGCAAGUCAAAGAAAGACAAAGCAAAUGGAGUGAAUGGAUCCGUCAGUGCAAACGGAGCGGAUUCGCCAAGAGCGCGAAAGGAAAAGUUGACAUAAUCACACCGCUUUACCUUCCCAUGCCCGCACCCCCCCCCACCCACCCCCCCCAAAGACCACCCUGCCACCCUGGUCAUCCAAGUCAUGUGACCCUUCAGCUCUGUCUACUGUCUGCAUUUCUCUCACAGGGCUGUAACUCCCAGCAGGACUACAAAAGUCAAAAUGCAUUUAGCUUUAUAUGCUUGACGCCAACUUCCAGUGUUAUUGAUUUUUAAAUCAUGACUCUGCUGUGCCAUAACCAGAAAAAAAAGGAAUUUAAUGCGUAUAAAUGAAACAAAAGAACAUAUUUAAAAGUGCCUAUUGAUACCAAUUAUUUUGUACAGGGUGUGCAGAUGUAAGAUUUCAGGAAUGACAGCGUUAAGUGUUUGAGUAAUGUUUUCCCAGUCAAAACAUUUCAUGCAUCGUCUUGAAUACUAUAUAUAUUAGAUUGUUGUAUAACAAUUUGAUGAUAAUCUUUUUCUUUUUGCAAAGGGCUUUUCAAACUGAUCCUUAUUAUAGCAUUCCUAGCACAGAACUCAGUGCCCUGUGUUUUUUUUUAGUUGAUGCUUUUGACUGCAUGGGAGACAGAGUACUCUGGAAGCGGGAAGGACACUCUGUUCAUAUCCUUUACUGGAGGAUUGCUGAGAGUAACACACCUGUAUGCUAUGUGGUUCCAUCAUAUUGCUUUGGUUAGUAAUGUCUUUAGAUGCCAACUAUGGAAGAUAGUGGUCAGAACAGUCAGGUACAUGGAUCCAUUUAAAGGUAGUGGAAAGUCAUCUUUCGAAUGGGCUGUGGCUCAGUCAGAAAGCGGAUAAUGCAUGCCUUUCUCCUUUCAGAUCAUUGAAAUAAAAAAACCUUGAUCUUGAAAACUAGAGUUGGACAGAGUGACUCACACCAAUCCAGUCACUAAGAGAUCACAGAGGAAGCAUGUGGAUAUGGACUGAACAUUGCCCUGUGUUGUAUUCUGGGUAGUGCAAAGUUGAAAAGUACAGGUAGAAUAGUUCUGAAUUAUUCCAGUUCUCUACCUUGGUAAUGCUGAUUUGAUUUUUGCCUGCUGUGUUCAACACACUGAUGUCCACUGAUGAUCCUCUUUAAGACCUACGUAACGCUGUAAUGAUUGUUCCUAACAGGUGUUUGCAGAGUUGAUUUCUAAUUGCCAUUGGUUAAGAAGGGGUCAUGCUAAAUGUAACCUGUCUUUGAUCUUCUCAAGAUAAAGGUUGCUGUUUGUCUAAGGCCAGGCUUGUUUGUCUCCUUUAAAUUGUCCACAAGAAUAUAAUUUGUUGUAAAAACAACGGACAGUGUGAUGAAAGAAUCCUAUUCCGUUCCUUCCACUGAAUGUGCCAAAUGAGAGCUUUCAGCAUGACUUUGGAUGAACACACCUUGUGAUCUUUAACAUGUUCACUUGCCAUUAAAAUACUUUUCACAAAA
Molecule: messenger RNA, 2703 nt
Organism: Hypomesus transpacificus
Lineage: Eukaryota; Metazoa; Chordata; Actinopteri; Osmeriformes; Osmeridae
Gene: tram1
Product: translocation associated membrane protein 1
Exons: 11
Coding region: 181-1296 (371 amino acids)
Biological process (GO): protein insertion into ER membrane; SRP-dependent cotranslational protein targeting to membrane, translocation
Cellular component (GO): endoplasmic reticulum membrane
Source: RefSeq, a predicted model, not a curated record